CAGUUUACUUUGCAGCUCUCGCAGUUGAUAAUAAAUUUUCUCUGGAGCCCGUGGAGCGUUUCUGGAGCUCCAUUUUGACCGUGCUCUGCCGUGUUCGUUACAAAAUUUGAAAAAAGUGCAAAAGCUCGUAUUGAGAAUGUUGUUAAAUGAAAAUUACAGAUAAAAUUCCAAAUUUUCGUUGAUAAAUUUACAGUUUUUAAUAGAAAAUACCCCCAAAAAAGAAGCAUCUCUCCAAAAUUAAGUGUUAUGUUGUGUGAAGUGUGGUGUGGCUGCAGCUCUAAUCCAGAUCCUGUGAAUAUCCAUACAUAGCCAUUCCGAAAAGCUAAUAACAGUUUGUCGCCAAGCAGCAGCAGCAGCAGCCAGUGUUGGUGUUGUGUCCGUAGCCGUGUCCGAGUCUAAGCCCGAACCCGCACGUCCGCUAUGAUGCUGGACGAUGACAACUCAGAUCUCUUGGUCUGUGCAUCCGAAAUGAUGAAAGACCGUUUGUAUUUUGUGGCGUUCAAGAAGAACAUUAAGCCCAAGAAUACCGUCAACACGCAUUACUUUAGCAUCGAUGAGGAAUACAUCUAUGAGAACUUCUACAGCGACUUUGGCCCGCUGAAUAUCUGCAUGCUGUAUCGAUACUGCAUGAAGCUCAACACAAAGCUGAGUGCUAAGUGCCAUGCCAACCGAAAGAUUGUCCACUACACCUCCAUGAACCCGGCCAAGCGGCUCAAUGCGGCGUAUCUGAUCGGUUCGUAUGCCAUAAUCUACCUGAAUAAGACACCACUGGAGGCAUAUAGACCUCUGGUGUCUGGCGAAAUACCCGCCUAUACGCGCUUCUGCGAUGCCAGCUAUGGUCCCAGCAGUUUUAAGAUCUCUCUGCUGGAUUGCCUGAAUGCCGUGCACAAGGGCCUGCAGGCGGGCUUCUUCAAUUUCGAUGACUUUGAUGCCGAGGAGUAUGAGUACUUUGAGCGCGUCGAAAACGGCGACUUCAAUUGGAUUGUGCCACAGAAGUUUAUUGCCUUUUGUGGUCCACAUCAGAAGAGCAAAACGUUGCCCAAUGGAUAUCCGUGCCAUGCACCCGAGCGUUAUUUUUCGUACUUUCGGGAUAAUCAUGUGACGACUGUCAUUCGGUUGAAUGCAAAGGUCUACCAUGCCUCGUCGUUUGAGAAUGCCGGCUUCGAUCACAAGGAUUUGUUUUUCAUCGAUGGCAGCACACCGAGCGAUGCCAUCAUGAAGAAGUUCCUCUCCAUCUGUGAGACGACAAAGGGUGCCAUUGCCGUGCACUGCAAGGCGGGACUGGGUCGCACGGGCAGCCUCAUUGGCGCGUAUAUGAUGAAGCAUUAUGGCUUCAGCGCCUUGGAAGCCAUUGCCUGGCUAAGGCUGUGCCGGCCAGGCUCCGUGAUAGGACAUCAGCAGCAGUGGAUGGAGGACAAACAAAGUUGGCUGUGGUCAGAGGGUGAACGUAUGCGACGUCGCAGCGGCAUUCCCAUGCUGCGGCACACUUAUGGCAUCUACAGCCUGGAGCUGAAGACCAAACUGACGGAGGCCUCGGCCGCCUCGAAUCCCCUCGAGCAGGUGGAUCUGCUGAUGAACCGAGUCAAGAGAAUUUCACAGCGCGUGGACACAAUGCAUCUGCAUGAUCAGGACACCGCACUGGACUCGGCUACCGAUCAGACGGACGAGGAGAUCUCCGAGCAGCGACGACUCGAGCGUAACGAACGAGCGCUGUAUCGCUGCAGCACGGAUGAUCCCAAUUGCAAUGGCAGCGACAACGACACAGACACGGCCAGUGCACCGGCUGAGGCCCCACCACUCGCCUCCACCUACACAAUGUCCACGCGUCGGCGCAAGUCCCCGUCGGCGUCCAACAAGCCCACAGUUAUAGCCAACUCGCUGAGGCGUCUGGUCAAUCCGGUGGCCGUCAAUCGUAAUGUUCACAACGUUACCCCACAGGCGACAACUCCGGGGGUUGUCUAUCCCACAGCGGAGGCGGCCAGCUGCACCGAGAAGAAGCUGCGUAAGCAGCCAACUGGCAAUGUAUUUGAAGCGGCACGCCACACCAUAGCCUCGACGGUGCGCAUGACGCAGACGGCGCUGGAGAAGAAGCAGGCACAGACGCAGGGCGACAAACUGAAUCAGAUCAAGGCGCUGCGGCGGCACCAUUCGCGCUCCGUAAAUGUCAACAGCAACAGCGAGCCGGACUCGAACCUGAGACAUACUCGCGCACGUUCUCAGCCCUUCCGGAACAACAACAACGGUGGGUCGACGACGAUAACAACCUCGAGGUGUGCAACACAGACAACAACCUGCCUGCUGCAGGGUACAAUGCCGGCAGUGUCUUCGGCAGCGGCAGCCGUUGCCUUGGCCAAUAAUCUGAACAAUAACAACAACAACAAUAGUACCAUAACCCACAGCAGUACUCUAAGUCCAUCUCUGAGUAAUCAGAUUUAUAAUCAGAACAAAAACAACAACAACAACAAUGAUGGCACCACUAACAAUCUCCUGCCCGGCAGUCGCACCCGCAGCCUGGCUAUCUACAGCAAGAGAAUGGAAUUAAAGCACCUGCGCAAGGCGGAACAGCAGGAACAGCCGGUGUCCAACAGCAGCAUCAAGCCACCGCCAUAUGCCACCAUCAACGAGAGCAAAAUCCCUGUGGUGAUGAUGAGCGUAGGUGCUGCCGGUGCCGGUGCAGGUGCAGCUGGCAGUUCGGCCACCAUUCCGCCCACGCGUGGCAGUGCCGCACGCACCUCGCAUCACCACAUGACGCUGCGGGGUCGCUCGCGUAUACGCUAUCAGCGACCUGCGGCAGGGGAGCCAGCGCCGGCGGCUGCCCAAACGCAGCCCUGUACGGUGGCAACGGCGCGUUAUUAUCGCGAUGUGUCCGCCAUACCCACCGCCAUGUCAUCGCUGGUUGCUCUGGGUACUAAUAGUUCUUCCAAUUCUGCUUCCACUUGUACAAAUUCUACUGCUGGUUCGGGUUGCUAUAAUAUAGCCACAAGAUCCGCAUCCGCCACGCUCGAUCUGAACUCGAAUCCAUUGCCCGCGGCCACAACACAAGGGACUGGUACUGCGGCUGGGGCCAAGUCCAAACUAUCGAACAACAACACGAACAACAACCUCAACAACAACUGCAAUUUGAGUAAUGCCCAUUCUUCUGUUUCUCCUCCACCCAACCAUAACAACCACAACCACCUACCAACAUCCUCUCCAGACACAGGCCGUCUUAGUGGGCGUGGCAGUGCCGAACUGGAGGCAAUCAUCGAGCAAGUGGGCGCGAGACGGAACAAGCGAUCCCUGAGCUCUACGCGCCUGGACAAGGACAAGUGCGACGAGUACAACACGAAGUUGCUGCGAAAGACGAGCAUUGUAGCAGCGGCGGCAGCAGCAGCAGCAGCAACCGCAACCACUCCUGCCAACAACAAUCACAGCCAUAGUGGAGGCAGCAGCAAGUACAGCAGCAACAGUGGCACACCCACAACACCCAGUACGGGAGGCAGCUUCAAGCUAUCGCGUCGUGUGUUUGGUGAAUCGGGUUCCUCGGCAUCCACAUCGGCCUCCAACUCGGGCAUACCCACGCCUACAGCACCGCCAACAUCCACGCAGUGGCAGCAACACCAUGUGGUCCCUCCACGUGUUGGCAGUCGCCUGUCCAGCGAUCGGGAGCGAGAGCGUCAACAGCAGGAGCAGCAGCAAGCGCUGAAGCUGCGCAAGAAGAUCAGCUACUGAGCAGAGUCCCUGUGCCUUCUGGUUGUCUUUUGUUUCACACCCAAACAUACAUAAACCUUUUGUUAAAUAGUGAGAAAUUAAACCUCUAAUUAGAAAGAGA
Drosophila guanche is the source of this 3811-nucleotide messenger RNA. RefSeq names its product dual specificity protein phosphatase CDC14B (gene cdc14). Gene Ontology annotation, biological process: microtubule cytoskeleton organization; regulation of exit from mitosis; cilium assembly. Bases 421 to 3711 code for a protein of 1096 amino acids. The transcript is spliced from 7 exons. Lineage: Eukaryota; Metazoa; Arthropoda; Insecta; Diptera; Drosophilidae. Gene Ontology annotation, cellular component: mitotic spindle; kinociliary basal body; centrosome. Gene Ontology annotation, molecular function: protein serine/threonine phosphatase activity; protein tyrosine/serine/threonine phosphatase activity. The record is from RefSeq and is a predicted model, not a curated record.